This is a messenger RNA of Thyridium curvatum, 2307 nucleotides long. RefSeq lists its product as uncharacterized. The transcript has a single exon. Lineage: Eukaryota; Fungi; Ascomycota; Sordariomycetes; Thyridiales; Thyridiaceae. The record is from RefSeq and is a predicted model, not a curated record. The coding region runs from base 1 to 2307 and encodes 768 amino acids.
AUGCCUCCCCAGCCGUCGAGCUGCUGCCGCGCUGUCCGGCACCGCAUCACCACGCCCCGCGACAGCAUAUGGGUGUCGGACAGCCAGCUAGCAACCGCCUUUGAGCGCUUCUGCCGCAUCUCACAGAACUCGAGACGCUCCGUCAGCAAUGUGCCCGGGCCCCUGGAAUGCCGUCGACGUCUCGGCAAACGACGCAUCGCCGACCUCCAGUCCAUGCAGCUUCACCCCUCCUUGCCGCCGUGGGCGCUGCCGACAGCUCCGGACCUGAGCCAAUGGCGAUGGCAACCCCCGACAGACCUUUUCACCCGGCUGCAGGGGCAGAAUACAACCCAUGCAGAUUCGCUUCGGGUACCCGUCCUGGAGUGGCUUGUGGGCUCGCCACAGAAAGAGCAAGAGUCCCGAGACGUGCAAGCCGAGACGAUCAGCCCGGAGCCCGAACCCGUACAUCAGAAGGAUCCGCUCAUACUUCAGGAGGUGGAGGACCUGAGAACCCCAAUGGCCUCGAUGCCCUUCGUCAACAAGACUUUCAGGAAGUAUCACGCUGUCUGUGAGCACCUGGGCCGACGUAUCGCCUCGGCUUCCUUGACAGCAGAGGAGGUCCAGGCGAACUUCAUCGCGGUCUGUGAGAUGCUAGAUCGGCAAGAAAACGACUUGAUAAUGUCAGGCCGGGCCAGUGGCACUGAUCUCCGAAAGCGCGACUAUGCACCGAUAAUCAAUUAUGCGCCGCUCAUAGAAGCUGUUGUCAGAGGCAUUGCAUCAUGCAAGCUGCCCUUAGCCAGGGAGCUCCCUCUGCGCUUUCUACGUUUGAUGAUUAAUCGACUUGCGCGAACAUCACAGCGGAAGAUGCUGGAGUUAUUUCCUCAGCUAGUGGAUAUGGCCAGGCUGAAAGGGUCGAGGUCGAGGGUGCCCCUCGGGACGCACCGUCUACUUAAGAGGUUGUUCAGCCUUUGGGAAUCCGGUGUCCAACCUGUGCCCCAAGACUUUUUUGAAAGGACGAGUGGUUUCGUUGACCUCAGUCAACGAGCGGAAUCUUAUCUCCAAAGGGCACAUGCACUUGUCGAGGAUCGUGAGCUGGCUCAGGCUGUCGAGGCCAUGGAGCAAGCCAGCCUACUCAUUGACAAGUGCAGCCGCGUUCUGGAUGUUGCCCACGAGCUUUUAUACCCAACCCCUACCACUCGAGGGUCUGAUUCAGUGGCAAUGGCAUUGGGAUGUCUUGGGAGGGCACAUCUCGAAAAGGUUGUGAGAGGUGCUAUUCCAAGGAUCAAGAGCCGGCCUGCCUCUAUCGAAGCCGAUCCACAACAGUCGCGACAUUAUUGGCUAGCCUGCGUGUCACGCAUGGAAGGCAUUAGCGAAGCCGUAUUUCUGGACACAGUCUCGCAACUCUACGACUCUGCCGAGUUCAAGCAAAGCAUCUCCAACUAUGCCUUGUGUCAACUUGUCCUGGAGCGUUGGAAGUCUCUGGGAUUCACGAGAAAUUCAAUGGUAAUUCCGACCUUUGGCAUCUUGUUCACAGGACGUCAACAUGCUUGCCUUGGUGAGCUAGCCUUGACAGUCUACUCAGCGCGACGAACGCUCCCGAACCGAGCUCCAGUAUACAAGGUUAUGUGGGAUCUGGUCCAUCAUUUUGGGCGGACUAAUGACCUCAUUACCGGCCUCGAGGCCCUGCUCUCGCCGAAAACCAAGCUUCGGCGCGAGUUCCUGCACGAGCUUGCCCUGUCAAGCGGGGAUCUUGGUGCUGCUAUCAAGUUGCAUGAUCUGUACAAUACUGCGAGAGCACGAAAUGGCUUCCGGGAAUACUGGGUACCUUCAUUCUGGGAGAGUUACGCGGAGCAAGGGAAGAUGGACUCCCUGGCGACUACGCAAUUAGUUGAAAUUCUCGACCUCGGGAUCUACAAAACCACUCUUACUCGCGACCGGCGAGAUAUGCCCGGAGGUGGCUUGGGCCUCAACAACUGGCGCAUAGGCCCGGCCACGGUUGCUUUGUUAAACCGGCUGGCGGUACGUUGUGCGCUCGAGCCUGACCUGGCGCCUCGAGUGCGUCUACGCUACCUGGAAUACUGCAAGAGGAUGCUCGAAUAUCACGGCUAUAAACUGCCUCCCCAGAUUCACAAAGCCAUCCUCCAUGUCAUCACGAUGGACCUUUCCAUGGGCCAGCCAGGGAGGAUAGAGCGCUUCAGAUGGUUUCUGGGCACGGUGAAGAGAUAUUAUGGCGAGGGCUUUAUGAUGCAGUGCGGCCAGCUUUUGAACGGCUGGCGAGACGGGGUACUCUGGCAAGUCCGUCAAGAGAAGACCCAGAGACUUCGUUAG